Molecule: messenger RNA, 963 nt
Organism: Dromiciops gliroides (monito del monte)
Lineage: Eukaryota; Metazoa; Chordata; Mammalia; Microbiotheria; Microbiotheriidae
Product: ribonuclease P protein subunit p30-like
Biological process (GO): tRNA processing
Cellular component (GO): nucleolar ribonuclease P complex
Molecular function (GO): RNA binding
Source: RefSeq, a predicted model, not a curated record
AUGGCGGUGUUUGCGGAUUUGAAUCUGAGGAAGGUCUCUGACACGAAAGCCCUUAAGGGUCUUCUGGAGAACGCUGCUCACCUUGGGUUUUCGACUGUUGCCAUUAAUCAUGUUGUGGACUUUAAGGAAAAGAAGCAGGAAAUUGACAAACCAAUAGUUCCUUCUGAACUUUUUUCAUCUUUGUCUAUUGUACAGGGGAAAUCGAAACCUAUUAAAAUUUUAAGUAGACUGACACUUAUAGUAUCAGAUCCAUCUCACUGCAAUGUUCUGAUUCGAGCAACAUCUUCUCGUGUCAAGCUAUAUGACAUUGUUGCAGUUUUUCCUAAGACAGAAAAACUUUUCCAUGUUGCUUGCACUAGUUUAGAUGUGGAUUUGGUAUGCAUAACAGUAACAGAGAAAUUGCCAUUUUACUUCAGAAGACCUCCUAUUAAUGUGGCAAUUGAACGAGGCAUCGGCUUUGAGAUUACUUAUUCUCCUGCCAUCAAAGACUCUACAAUGAGGAGAUAUACCAUUUCCAAUGCACUCAGUCUGAUGCAGAUCUGCAAAGGGAAAAAUGUAAUUAUAUCUAGUGGUGCAGAAAGGCCUUUGGAAAUAAGAGGACCAUAUGAUGUAGCAAACUUAGUUUUGUUUGGACUCUCUGAAAGUGAUGCCAAGGCAGCAGUAUCCACAAAUUGCAGGGCAACGCUUCUUCAUGGAGAAACCAGAAAGACUGCUUUUGGUAUUAUUUAUACAACAAAGAAGCCAAGAACAUCUGAGGAUGAUGAUAGUGUUCCAGCCUGCAAAAAAGCCAAGUGUGAGGACUGACUGAAAGAGGUGCCUUGUCUUUCACCAACCCAUCCCUCUCCUUUCAUUGACUGCCACCAAUGGUCAUGAAAAUGCUUUACCACUCUCCCUGCUUGAAUUUUGUGUUGGAAUUAAUCAUUUUAUAAACCUUUUUUAUGUCCCACUCAAUAAAAAUGAAAA